Molecule: messenger RNA, 2112 nt
Organism: Neospora caninum
Lineage: Eukaryota; Apicomplexa; Conoidasida; Eucoccidiorida; Sarcocystidae
Product: AGAP002737-PA, related
Exons: 5
Coding region: 1-2112 (703 amino acids)
Source: RefSeq, a predicted model, not a curated record
AUGCAGAAGGGACACGGCAGCGUGGCGUACGCCCAGCAGGAUACCAUGGCGGACUAUGUGCAGAAUAUUCUCUUCGAGAGGAACCGGGCGGUUUUCGAGGCUCGAGCACGGCGCCAAGAGGAGGCGCUGACGUUGGACCUGGUGCGCGCCCAACGGGAUCGGAUUGAGACUCUGCAGAAGGAACUGCGACAGCUUUCUCAGAAUUUCAGACAGGUGUCUGCCAGUCGAGUUUUAAAGCAGGAGAGGACGCAGGCAGUCAUCGAGGCCGAAGAGGAAUCGAAGCGUCUCCUUCUUCAGACUGCCCAGGAGAAAACGGCGUUACAGACGCGGGCGCAGGCGUUGGAGGCGCAAUGCCACGCGGCGCAACAAACGGAGCAGCGUCUUCGAGACAAGGUCAACGCCCUGGAGCGCGAGCACGAAGGCCUCCGUGCGCAGCUUGCAGUCGCGGAGCAGAAGAGGAGCGAGUGUGCAACCCAGCUGGCGGAGACCAGCAAGGCCGUCAAAUCCCUGCAGAGCGAGGCCGUCGCCGCGCAGUCGGCCGCGGCUCUGCAGGCAGAGGAGGCUCUGAAGCGGGAAGAGGAAAUUCGCACGCAGCACGAGACACGCAUUGCGGAGUUGGAGGAGCAAGUUGCAGCGUUGGUUACUCAGCUGUCAGCAGCUCAAGCGCAGGCGAAGGAUCGCCUCGCCGAGCAAGAGAAGUUGAAGGUGGAAGCCGCGAAAGCGGCGAAAGCGGAACCGCAAGCUAAGGCUGCGUGCGCGUCUGGACAGCCGGAAGCGGAGCGCGCGCCCGAACUGACCAUGGAGAGGUUCCGGGCGAAGAUGAAGGAGGAAGGCGCCGCGGCACGCCUCCAGUUCGAGGCGAAGCUGAAGGAGGCGGAGGAGCGGUACAGAAAAGACGUCGCCGACGUACGAGCGCUCCUGGAGAAGGAGCGGACGCAGUGGAUUCUGCAGAGUGAGGAAGAGAAGAAGAAGCUGUUGGCCGAAGUCGAGGGCGAGAAGGCGAACGUGAGGCGGCGGAUGCAGGAGGAGUUUGAGGCGCAGAUCCGCGCGGUGGAGAACCAAGCGAAGGCGCGGCAGAAGGAAGCGGACCUCGCAGUGAAGUUGCAGGCGGAGAACGAAGCGCUGCAGAAGGAAGCGGACCUCGCAGUGAAGUUGCAGGCGGAGAAGGAAGCGCUGCAGAAGGAGAAGGCGGCUCUCGAGGCCGCGGCCCAGCGGGAGAAGGAAGAGCUGGAGCACGAGCGCCAGGCGAAGCGGAGCGUCGAGGAGCGGGUCAGCAAGAUGGAGCAGGAGAGGAGCAAACUGGAGGAAGAAGUGGUGCGUCUUCGCGAAGAGCGAGACGCGAAGCCUGCGCAGGAUCCGUCCGAGGUUGACGAGACAGCGCAGCUGAGCUCGCAACUCGAGACGCUAACGACAGAGACGCAAAGCCUUCGGGAGAAAGUCGCCGCCCUGGAGCAGGAGCAGAAAAAGGUCGAGACCGAGAAGCUGGCGUUGGAGCGGGAGAAUGCGCGACUGCAAGAGGAGCUGGGAGAAGACUUGGCCAGCACGUCGGCCAGCGACGGCGACGCUCUGGCCGCCGGCCAGGCGAAGCAGAAGGAGGUCCAGGAUCUGGAGGCCGAGUUGGAGAGGACCAGGGAAGAGGUACAAAAGUGGAAAAAGCGCGCAAUCCAAGAAAGACAUAAACGCAAAGCGGAGCAAGGGACUGCCGGAGAAACAGACGGCGAGACAGGAAAAGACGAGGAGAGAAAAGAAGGAACGGAAGGAACGGAAGGUGAAGGAAAGGAAGGUGAAGGACAGGUAGCGAAGGAAAGUGCAGAGUCAGCUACGCUGCCUGCAGAUGAGGCCGACGACGAUGAGAUUCAUUCGAUGGACGCACAGGACCUCGUCACGAAGCUUGAGGCAGUGCGCGAAAAAUUCAAGGUCGCCAAGUCGGUGUACAUGCAGCUGGUGCACAAGCACAACACUCUCGUCGAAAAGUACAAUCGACUCCUCGAAAUUGUCCAAACCGCGGAAGCGAGCAAGCGAGAGCGCCACAAGGACGGACAGAAGAAGGACCAGGAGAAGGCGAACGAGGAGCCGGAGAGUGCAGGCGGACUGUUUAGCUUGUUCUGGUAG